CAUGCUUGUUCAAAGUCUGUACAAUUUUAGGGAUAACUUUAUUUGCAUUAAAGCCUCGUGGUUUGGUUUUUGUGUAAUUGUAAUCGAUAAAAAGCAAACAGAGAAAAGUGAGAUUGCUUGUUUUAUGUGGGUGAUCCUUUACGUAAUGGAGUGGGGAAAUUGAGACGGUUUGACUUUCCUUGUGUGUGUGUGAAGUGAAAGUGCUCUGCUCAAUCUGCGAUGAUGCAACGCCAUAAACCGAAAUGUGAAAUGACGACCCAACUUUCUCUUAAUAAAUAUGAUGAAUUUUGGACAAUUUUUAACAGAUUUUUUCAACAACUUUCCCCUGGACAUGACUCAUUCAUUGUUGAUGCAUUGUUAAACGUUAAUUCACAAGUAAUAUGCCUUCUUUUUCUUAAUGAUGAAGGACCGUUCAUAACUUAUGUAAUGCAAAUUCCCAACUUUCUAGACCCCUUUGCCCCCUUAAUCAUGAGACUUAUCACGAUAGGAUAUAUCUGUAAACUGUACUCUUGGCAUUAUGCGUUACAUAAUUUAUAGAGACCCCUGACAAAGAAUCACGUGAUGGGUAAAGUAAGCUUUUAGUCCCGAGUUUAAAAUAUGUAGCUGCAUUCGGCUCUUUGUUUAUGAAGAGAAAAAAUAGAAAUAAAAUCAAAAAAAAAAUAAAACUUCUUAAUUGUAACGUAAAUUAUUAAGUUAAGUUUCUUGUAAAUAUUAUUGUGAUAUGUCGUAGAGGAGUUUUAGGUUAUGCGAUAAGAUAGUAAAUAAAUACUUUUUUCUUAAUAUUAUCAUGUCCUUUAAUACUUGUACUAUUAAAGUUCUUAUUAAGUAGCUGUUAUUAAGAGUACUGUAGUAUUAUAUAAUGGUUAAGAAUAAUAAAAUGUCAAAAUUUUAAUAUCUUGCCACAAUUUCCAUAGAUUAGAAGAGUUUAAAUUCUACAUUUUAGGGCUCAAACGUCACAAAAAUAUAUUAAGUUGUCUUUUGACUCUUUUGUACUCAAUAUAAAGACCCGUUAUAUAAAUAUUAUUGUUUUUAGCAAUAGAUAUAAGAUUACAUAAGAGACAAAUUUUUUGUAUUAAUUUUGUCGAUUGUGGGUGACUAAAGAAAAUCAAGGGAAAAAUUUUGUGACAAAAAAACGGAUUAAAAAUGAAGGAAGGAAGUAGCACGGCGACGAGUAGUGGGGGUGGGAGCAAAAGUUCGUCUGCCACACCCAGCCCGAUAACCACCUUACAGCAGACACUUUCUAAUCAGAAUAAUCGCGAAAAUUCUGGAGGAGGUCAUAUGAGUCAGCAAGGUCCUAUGAUCAUUAAUAACAAAAGCGGCCGAUCCCAUGUCAUUAUGAGUCCGGAAGAAGCAGCUAGUGGGAAAAAGAGUCACUGGAGUGAGUUAGAAAUUGCAGGCAACGUAAGGAACAUUUCUCUCGCCCUGUUCGACAUGACGCACCUGACUCAUCUCUACAUCAACGAUAAUACAGUGACCAAGCUGCCAAUGGAGAUUGGUCGUCUAUAUAAUUUAGUGCUGCUGGACGCGUCGAAUAAUAAGUUGCGAUGUUUGCCACCUGAACUGGGCGACUUGGUGCGGUUAAAGGAACUUUAUCUGGCCAAUAAUUACAUUAGACAUUUACCUCUCGAGAUGGGGAGGCUGUUUAACGUGCAGAUUUUAAACUUAAAAGGGAAUCCCUUACCACAAGAGUUACUCCAGCUGCAGUCGGAGGUUAACGGCACCCAGAAACUGUUAACUUUACUUUUGGACGCUUUACCAUUUCCAUCAACGGCGACCGCACCCACGCAAAAUAAUCAGCUAACCUCCCUUAAUUCCACCUCGACCGCGACGUCUGCAGAAUCGCUGAUUUCUCAACAGCAAUUAAACCACCACCAACAACAACAGCAACAGGUCAUAAUCCAGCAUUUACAACAGCAACAAGCCCACGCUCAGCAGCAUCCACAUGGCCAGACGAGGGACUUGACGACACUCCUCCAUCACGGGUUACCACAUCCCGGACCCCCGCCCAACAUGGGGUCUCCCAGUAAUUUAGCCCCACCGCCGAGGUCUUGGCUUCCUCUCUCCACUCCGACGAGGUCGCGCCCCUCCUUAAUAUUUACAGUACUUUGUUACAAUGUCUUGUGCGAUAAAUACGCAACUCGACAAAUGUACGGCUAUUGUCCCACGUGGGCUCUAGAUUGGGCGUACCGGAGGAAGUUAAUUUUACAAGAACUAAAGCACUACUCGGCCGACAUUAUUUCUCUCCAAGAAGUUGAAACAGAUCAGUUUUAUAAUUAUUUCCUCCCCGAGCUUCAGCUCGACGGAUAUGCGGGGAUAUUUGCGGCGAAAUCUAGGGCUAAAACUAUGAAUGAAAGUGAUCGGAAAUUUGUCGAUGGCUGUGCAAUUUUCUAUAGGACAAACAAAUUUAAAUUGAUUAAGGAACAUUUAGUGGAAUUCAACCAAUUGGCUAUGGCUAAUGCAGAGGGGUCAGACGACAUGUUGAACAGAGUCAUGACUAAAGAUAAUAUUGGUCUGGCUGCCCUCUUAGAAACUAGGUUAGAAGCUUGGGAUAAUGGAGUCCCGCAAGAAUACACACCACCGCUUCUCGUUUGUACUGCUCAUAUCCAUUGGGACCCUGAAUUUUGCGAUGUAAAGCUGGUUCAGACCAUGAUGUUGAUGCAUGAGUUGAGACUAAUUGCGGACGAAUUUAAUCCUCCGGGCAUCUCUUCUAAAAAUAUUCAACCUAAUGAUAAAGUACAUUUACUUAUGUGUGGCGAUUUUAACUCUUUGCCAGAGAGUGGUGUAAUUGAAUUUUUGGCCACCUCUCGAAUAGCUGUAAAACACCCUGACUUUAAAGAUUUAGGAUAUAAGCAAUGCCUGAACAGAAUUAGUUAUAAUAAUUCAACUCCCGAAAGAAGCAGCGAAGCGUACACACAUGCUUUCAAGUUGAACUCUGCAUACAACUCGGAAGUCAUGCCCUACACUAAUUACACAUUUGAUUUCAAAGGAAUUAUCGACUACAUUUUUUUCUCCAAACCUAAUAUGACUCCGUUGGGGCUUUUGGGGCCGUUAGACAAUAAUUGGUUGAAUCAAAAUAAGAUUGUAGGCGCUCCUCAUGCAGUUAUUCCAAGUGAUCAUUUUCCACUGCUAGUGGAAUUGGAAAUGACUUCCGGAGGAGGAUCAAAUCAACAUCAACGCAGAUAGUAUAAUUAAUAUAAUUUAUUAUCACAUUAUCAAGUUUUUAUAAGUAGCCAAGUGAUGAAUAUCCCAAUCUUGAUAUACUACUAAAUUUUACUCUGAGGAGAGCUCAGAUAAACCCAAGCGUUGAAUAUGUUUUUGUGAAUGUAGGUUCGGGGGCGCUUCCGUUCCUGUAACAAUUACAAAUAUUUGUGUUUGAAAUUAGUUAAUGUAUACAUAAAUAAGUAAUUGUCUAAUAAUAAUGAGUAUAGUGAAUUUACGGUAUAAAUAACUUUUUAAAACUUGUUAAAUUCUCCUCUACCACAUACCACAAUAAAUGGUUAAAUAAAUUAGUUUUUCAAGAUUACCAAA
Folsomia candida is the source of this 3528-nucleotide messenger RNA. RefSeq names its product CCR4-NOT transcription complex subunit 6 (gene twin). The transcript has 9 exons. Gene Ontology annotation, biological process: nuclear-transcribed mRNA poly(A) tail shortening. Bases 1144 to 3183 code for a protein of 679 amino acids. Gene Ontology annotation, cellular component: nucleus; cytoplasm; CCR4-NOT complex. Lineage: Eukaryota; Metazoa; Arthropoda; Collembola; Entomobryomorpha; Isotomidae. The record is from RefSeq and is a predicted model, not a curated record. Gene Ontology annotation, molecular function: poly(A)-specific ribonuclease activity; protein binding.